GGCAGAUAUCAGUGUCGAUGGCAUUCAUUCCCAGCUAUUCUUAGGAGCCUCUCAGGAGCUCCACACAGCCUGGCCAGGCAGCAAGGGACGGAGCAGAGGCCGCCGCUGUCAGCACCAGCAUGUCCUACAGCGUGACCCUGACAGGGCCUGGGCCCUGGGGCUUCCGUCUGCAGGGGGGCAAGGACUUCAACAUGCCGCUCACCAUCUCCCGGAUCACACCGGGCAGCAAGGCCGCCCAGUCCCAGCUUAGCCAGGGUGACCUCGUGGUGGCCAUUGAUGGCGUCAACACAGAUACCAUGACCCACCUGGAGGCCCAGAACAAGAUCAAGUCUGCCAGCUACAACCUGAGUCUCACGCUGCAGAAGUCAAAGCGUCCCAUUCCCAUUUCCACGGCAGUGCCACCAAUCCAGUCCCCUCUGCCGGUGAUACCCCACCAGAAGGUGGUAGCCAACUCUCCAGCCAACGCCGACUACCAGGAACGCUUCAACCCCAGCGCCCUGAAGGACUCGGCCCUGUCGACCCACAAGCCCAUUGAGGUGAAGGGGCUGGGUGGCAAGGCCACCAUCAUCCACGCGCAGUACAACACGCCCAUCAGCAUGUACUCCCAGGACGCCAUCAUGGAUGCCAUCGCUGGGCAGGCCCAGGCCCAGGGCAGUGACUUCAGUGGGAGCCUUCCUAUCAAAGACCUCACCGUGGACAGUGCCUCUCCUGUGUAUCAGGCUGUGAUUAAGAACCAGAACAAGCCGGAAGACGAGGCUGAUGAGUGGGCCCGCCGCUCCUCCAACCUGCAGUCUCGCUCUUUCCGCAUCCUGGCCCAGAUGACGGGCACAGAAUACAUGCAAGACCCUGACGAAGAAGCUUUGCGAAGGUCAAGGCCCCAGGCCUCUGCCUACAGUCCUGCUGUGGCCACCUCUCCAGCACCUGCCGCCCAUACAUACAGCGAGGCCCCAGCUGCCCCUGCACCCAAGCCCAGGGUUGUCACCACUGCCAGCAUCCGGCCUUCUGUCUACCAGCCAGUGCCUGCAUCUACCUACAGCCCAUCCCCAGGGGCCAAUUACAGUCCCACCCCCUACACCCCUUCCCCUGCCCCUGCCUACACCCCCUCCCCUGCCCCCACCUACUCCCCCUCACCUGCACCAGCCUAUACCCCACCAGCCCCAAGCUAUAACCCCACGCCCUACAGUGGGGGCCCUGCGGAGUCUGCCAGCCGCCCCCCAUGGGUGACAGAUGACAGCUUCUCUCAGAAGUUUGCCCCGGGCAAAAGCACCACCUCCAUCAGCAAGCAGAGCCUGCCCCGAGGGGCCCCUGCCUAUACCCCACCGCUGCAGGGUCCCCAGGUGUCCCCCCUUGCCAGGGGUACUGUCCAGAGGGCCGAGCGCUUCCCAGCCAGCAGCCGGACUCCGCUCUGUGGCCACUGCAACAGCAUCAUCCGGGGCCCCUUUCUGGUAGCCAUGGGCCGCUCCUGGCACCCAGAAGAGUUCAACUGUGCCUACUGCAAGACCUCCCUGGCAGAUGUAUGCUUUGUGGAGGAGCAGAACAAUGUUUACUGUGAGCGGUGUUAUGAGCAGUUCUUCGCCCCAGUCUGUGCCAAGUGCAACACCAAAAUCAUGGGGGAAGUGAUGCACGCCUUGAGACAGACAUGGCACACCACCUGCUUUGUCUGUGCAGCCUGCAAGAAGCCCUUCGGGAAUAGCCUCUUCCACAUGGAAGAUGGGGAGCCCUACUGUGAGAAAGACUAUGUCAACCUCUUCAGCACCAAGUGUCAUGGCUGUGAUUUCCCCGUGGAGGCUGGUGACAAAUUUAUCGAAGCCCUGGGGCAUACCUGGCACGACACCUGCUUCAUCUGCGCAGUCUGCCAUGUGAAUCUGGAGGGGCAGCCAUUCUACUCUAAGAAGGACAAACCCCUGUGCAAGAAGCAUGCGCACGCCAUCAACGUGUAGGGAGCCCAGGGCAUCUGAUGCGAACGGGCAGGAAGCUGCUGCUGCUGGCAACCAAGGAUUCAAGGAGGCUGAUGUUUCUUUUUUGGGGGGAAAGGAGAAGACCAGAAGUGACUGAGCCCUUUGAAGUAUAACUUUAGUCCUUUCUUCUGCACACAGAUCAUGUAUUUGCAUAGUUCAGCCUAGAAGCCAAAUGAAGAUUCCUGAACCAAGCUAGUCAUUAAUCCAAGACUGGAAUUGUACUUCGAACAUUGAGGACAGAAUUCCAAGAACUCAAGCGUGAAAAAAAAACCUAACUUUCCCAAAGCAAUACACUUCCCUGAGCUCACCAGAGCAGAGACAGAGCUCAGAGCAGUUUUGGAGAAUCGGAAGCGUUCUCCAGAGUUGUGUAGAGCGCCUCUGGCAAACAAAAUGAAGUGCCAAACAGUCCUCACUGCAGGGUAUUUUUAGAGCCCUAGCUGAGAGCUUGUUAGCUAAGACCAAUUGGGCUUUCUUCACCAAAAAAGGAAGUGUUAUUCCGUGACUCGCGUCAUGGAGCUACCUCUGCACAUCAGACUUCAGACCUUGCCGGGGUUUGGACAUUCUCAAGGGAGCCCAGACAUCGGAGAGAUGGCUUCUGGGAGCUGCUGGGCAAUAGACAGGGCAAGGACGGGGCUGGCACCACAAACAGCUGAGGAAAGGAGGGCUCUUCAGCUGCCCUCUUUCAGUCUGAAACAUCCAGUGUCCCUAGAAGGCUUAGCUUCUUUUUGAAUUGUGGUGGGAAAGUGGAAUUGGGCUUUUCCAGUUUUGCUUUGCUGUGUGUGAGAGAUUUUAAAAUGACUUUGGGCUGUGUUUGGCAUGAAUGUCUUGUCUCUUGCAUGUGUUUCACUCCCAAUCCUGUGAUGGCUCACUGAUAGAGUCUUCCUCAGCAUCCCUUCCCUCAACAGGCUUAGCGACCUGCGGAAGAAAGACAGUGUCUGAAACAGGAUGGCAGAAUAGGCUGAGGACAUGCCCACACUCUGGGUGGGGAAGAGGAGCCUUUCUUUCUGCCAGCUUCAGUAAUAACGCAGAAGCUGGCAGGAGCUCCCACAUCAGAGCAGUACCAACCUUUUUGUCCUUUAAACACGGCAUACUGAUUAUAUAUAGUUGUGUUGCCUGCUGGAAGGGAGAGAUGGCCUGUUGGAUACAUAUGUGCCAUUUUGGCCAGUAUUUUUUAAAAGUAGGAGCUAAGGUGAUCUAGCAAUUAUUUAAGUACUUAUUGAAAUAGACUUGGGUCUUCAAACUUCUUUAAAAUAUUAGUGAUAGUUUGAGUUAAGCAUUUUAAAGUUGUUUGGUGAUAAAGAGAGAAGCUUAGUGUCUGAGGUUGGAAAUGGUAUAGUCUUCCGCUUUUACGAAGCGCUGUUGUGAUGCUCACAGCACACGGCACUGAGGCAGGAGGUUUGAGUGGAUAUUUCUCACUGGAGCACAAUACUUAGGUGCUCUUCCAACUCACUGCUACUCUCUCUCACUCUUGUUUUGGAUUUUCUCUUUGCACGUUUGAAAUGUUUUAUGAGGAUGCAUCAGAACACUUUUUCUUCUGAGAACUAAGGCUUCCAGAGGACUGACUUUCUACCUGAGGGAGAAGGAAGCAGCUAGAUAUGUCUCUAGCAGGAGGUGUAUGUUUUGUUUUUUUACAAGGAAGGGUGAAGCCACCAACAUCCCCCGGGGAGCACUAGGAAGGACAUAAAUGUGUUCCUAUCACAGGGCCCUACUUGACCUUUGGUGCCGUGAGAAAGUGAAUAUAAAGCACCAGGCAGAGUGAAAUCCGCCAGGAGUGCCUAGAGAUUUUUCAGAAGCUGCCAACAAGCAUUCUGUUAUUUUUGGAAAGUUCAAAUAUACAGGGACAAGGAGGUUGCUGACUGUAGAGAAAGGCUCUAGGCAGGUUUUCUCUUUAAAAAGAAAAAAGAAAAAAACUAUUAAAUUAUCAGGGACCGGUCUCAAGGAAAGGGAAAAAAUUUCCCUAGAGUUAAGUUUCCAAAAGUAUCAUUUUAAAAGGUUACACACACACACACACACACACACACACACACACACACACACACAUGAUCAUUAAAAAGAAAAGUGAAUAGCUCAAAGCAGAACUUUAUCAUAGUUGUUUAUUGAAUCAUUUUUUUUUUUUACCUCUCAGAGCUAGUAUAGAUUCUGAGGAACUCUUAUAUUUACCAAAACACAAAAUAAACAAUAACAACACCACCAAAAACCAUUUUAAAGGUAGCAGGAAAAGCAGAUAGUUUGGGUUAAGGUUGUAUCUAUUUCAGGUUAAUAUUAUGGGUGUCCUACAACACCGAACACAGUUUUUAAUAGUUCAUGGUGGGGAGUACACUAUGGAUCUACAGUUCUUGUCUCCUCAUUGUUGACAUUUAUUUAACAUUUAUAAACAUUUUUUUGCAACUGAGUGACUUAUAUCUGCAGUGUCUGUGUUAGGAAUCUAGCUUUUAUAAUGUUAACUUUUCAACCCAGGUAUUCUUGCUUUGGGAUUUUUUUUUUUUUAAUUUUAACAUUUUUGAAGUAUGUUAGAGGUGUGCACAAAAAUGCUUUGCAUGUUUUUUGGCCUGUGUGAAUUCGUUUUAGCAAAAUAAAACCCCAAAACAGAUGUGCAAAUACA
Sus scrofa (pig) is the source of this 4560-nucleotide messenger RNA. RefSeq names its product LIM domain binding 3 (gene LDB3). Lineage: Eukaryota; Metazoa; Chordata; Mammalia; Artiodactyla; Suidae. The record is from RefSeq and is a predicted model, not a curated record. Gene Ontology annotation, biological process: muscle structure development; heart development; actin cytoskeleton organization. Gene Ontology annotation, cellular component: adherens junction; Z disc; filamentous actin. Gene Ontology annotation, molecular function: muscle alpha-actinin binding; actin binding.